This is a messenger RNA of Closterium sp. Yama58-4, 852 nucleotides long. Lineage: Eukaryota; Viridiplantae; Streptophyta; Zygnematophyceae; Desmidiales; Closteriaceae. The record is from the annotation of a GenBank genome assembly.
AUGGACAACCAGGAACUUCGUCGGCACCGGCCGGCUCUGGAAACCAGGUUGAUGACGAGGAGGAGGAGGAGGAGGAGGAGGGAGGAGGAGGAGGAGGAGGAGGAGGAGGAGGAGGAGGAGGAGGAGGAGGAGGAGGAGGAGGAGGAGGAGGAGGAGGAAAGCGAUGACGAAAACGACGACCAGGAGAUCGAGAAGCGCGACGACACCAUCGCGUCGCUCACCGCCGAGAUAACCUGUCUCACCGAGGCACUCCAUGUGUCAGAAGCACGGAGAGUGCCGGAGGCCCCGCCGCCGGCUACCGCGCAAGCUCCCAGCGAGGGUGGCUCGGCGGAUUUGGCCAACACGGGAGCCGGAACCGACAGAGGGGACGAGAAACCCCCGCCACCCCCACAGACAGACGAGGAGGCUAGUGCACUCAACAUGAGGGUGCGCCGAAUGCUGAAGGUCAUGGAUGCGGUGCGCCAGCUACGCGCGAGCGACGGCGAUGCCGACACCAAGGCCGUGGUCGAUGCACUGCACAGGAUCGCGGCACCAGGCAUCGGGACCUUCUACGAUGCCCUCACGGUGCUCAAACCGGGAACGGCACUGACGUUGUCCAAAGAGCCUGGCAUGGGAGUCAAAAGGCUGGGCCCCAAGGUGGUCUCGAAGCUACGCCUGGCCUGUGCGCUUGUGGCGCUCAACCUGAAGCCGAGUGAUUGGGUCGCUGCCCUGUUUCCAGACACCUGGGAGGAGCAGAUGCCGAAGACGAUGGCCAACGUGGCGAAGCCGACCGCACCGGCCAAGUCGACAGCACCGGCCAAGCCGACCGCACCGGUGCACCGUCCUCUGACCAAGCGCAAGAAGUCGGCAUGA